CAGCCACAUAUACAUAAAAGCCUCUCUCUCUUUCUUUUUAUUUCGAUCUUUCUCCGGCGAGCGAUGACUUCCUUAUCUACGCCUCCGUCACAAAGCCUCGCCUUCUCCCCCGCCGCCACGUCAUCUAGACUCACUCCCGCCAAAAGACCGUUUUACCCUCACCGUCUCUCCGAUCCUACCUCCCUCUGCCGUUGUUCCUCCGGUGGCAAUCCAUCAUCCUCCUCCGAUGAUGAUGGUAAUCCUAGAUGGGACGCUGCGAUUCAGGAUGUUCUCAAGAGCGCCAUCAAACGGUUUGAUUCGGUUAUGAGCUGGUACGGCAAUCAGGAGAAGGAUGCUGGAGACGGCGUCGUUUCCGGUGGGAAUGUCAAGAGAGAGGAGGAAAGUGAUUGGGAUUGGGAGCGGUGGAAGAAGCAUUUUGAACAUGUUGAUGAUCAAGACCGUCUUCUCUCCGUCCUAAAGUCUCAAUUGAAUGGAGCCGUUAAACGAGAAGAUUACGAAGAUGCUGCGAGGCUCAAGGUGGCUAUUGCAGCUGCAUCUGCAAACGACUCUGUUGGCAGAGUCAUGUCCAGCUUCAAUAGAGCUGUUCUUGAAGAGCGUUACAAGGAUGCAGUAUACUUGCGAGACAAAGCUGGCGCUGGGUUGGUAGGGUGGUGGUCCGGUAUUGCGGAAGAUGUCAAAGAUCCUUUUGGUCUUAUUGUUCAAAUCACCGCAGAGCAUGGAAGAUAUGUGGCAAGAAGUUAUAAUCCUCGGCAACUUAGUACAUCUGCUGCGGGUGCUCCUCUUUUUGAAAUCUUUCUCACACUCGAUGCAAAAGGCAACUACAAAAAACAGGCAGUGUACCUAAAAUGGAAGGAGAUUUUUGCAGACGUUCCAACUAUACCUACAAGAAGUCCGAAUACUCCCAGGCUUUUGACUCCGCCUGUAUGGAAGGAAGAUACAGGUAAUCUUGCCGUCGAGCCUAGUGAUGAUGAAGAAGAGAGUGACAACUCAGACGACGAUUCUGAUCUCCUUGAUGAAUCUUCUGGUUUCCAGACUUUCCUGCAAGAUAUGAUCCCUGGUGUCAAAGUCAAGGUCAUGAAAGUGAACUCCCCUGGAAAGGUGGACAAAGAUUUCAUCUCUAAAGUUAUUGAGCAGAUAGCUGAUGAUGAAGAGAGUGAUUUUGAUAUAGAAGAUAUAGUUGUGGAAGAAGAAACUAAGGCUGAAACUGAAACAGAUGAAAAAGGCGCUGAUAUUGAAUUGGAAUCUGUGACAGAUGAAGUCAUUGACAGCAACGGAGUGAAGGAAAUAGCAGUUAAGUUUGUGAUAAGUGACAUUGUUGGUAGACUUUCUGGACACCAACCUCUUAAAGAGUCACUUAGAUCCCCUGCCAAUCUUGAAUCUGUGGAGAAGUCUUCGUUUCAUCUUCGGUUAGAGAAGGAUUUAAACGUACAACAAGAGUCCAAAGGUGUGGAAGGUACAUUAGUUGAUGGGAAAGGUAACCGCCAAAGUAGACGCAGGAUUGAUAACAUUAUGGUUGAUCUGGCCAAAUCCAUUGAGAAAGAGAAGAAGAUUUCUGUCAAGAUGCUUAAGGAGGUUGGGGAGCUGUUAAGCCUCACUCUCAGCCAGGCUCAGAACCGUCAACAGUUGUCUGGUUUGACGAGAUUCCGUCGCAUUGAUGUGACACCAUCGCUAGAUCCUCUAAAUGGGCUAUAUAUUGGCGCACAUGGGCUUAAUACAUCAGAAGUGAUUCAUUUAAAACGCAAAUUUGGCCAGUGGAAAGGUGGAAAGGAGUCUAAGAAGUCAAAGGAUAUUGAAUUUUAUGAAUAUGUUGAAGCUGUGAAACUAACUGGAGAUCCUUAUGUGCCUGCUGGGAAGGUAGCCUUUCGCGCAAAGAUUGGUAGACGUUAUGAGCUUCCACAUAGAGGUCUCAUCCCUGAAGAAUUUGGAGUGAUUGCUAGAUACAAAGGACAAGGUAGGCUUGCUGAUCCUGGAUUUCGUAAUCCAAGAUGGGUGGACGGCGAGCUUGUUAUCCUGGAUGGCAAGUAUGUUAAAGGAGGACCUGUCGUUGGAUUUGUCUAUUGGGCACCUGAAUAUCACUUUGUUAUGUUCUUCAACCGCCUGAAGCUUCAAGCCUAGUGCUUUUUUUUGUCUUCUCGCUCUACAAUCGAGGAAGAGUUUUCUUCUGGUUAUACACAUUGUAAGUUUACUCAGAAAGGUGAUUAGAAUGGUUUCACUAUUUGUAGAUUCAUGGAAUCAACUUAUGCCUAAGAUAAGAUUAGGUCAAGUUCAGGGUUCACUCUUUAUCUUUCUGGACCAGUAAUGAGCUUGGCUUAAGGCACCUAGAUUACGGCCAGAAUUAACACGGCAGAGUAUGUGAUCAUGCAGUGAAGUAGUCGGAUUCUGAGACUUUUUGUCAGAAAAGAAACUGGAUUGUAAGGUUGGAGAAGUAGGUAUAGAUAUGUGUAAAUUUAAUGUAUGUUCACUUCUCAGAGAUUGCUACUCGGAUGUAAACAUGAUAAAGAGUUGUUCUAAUGUACA
Brassica oleracea var. oleracea is the source of this 2517-nucleotide messenger RNA. Its product is annotated as protein EXECUTER 1, chloroplastic-like. Gene Ontology annotation, cellular component: thylakoid membrane. The record is from RefSeq and is a predicted model, not a curated record. Lineage: Eukaryota; Viridiplantae; Streptophyta; Magnoliopsida; Brassicales; Brassicaceae. The coding region runs from base 64 to 2115 and encodes 683 amino acids. Gene Ontology annotation, biological process: response to singlet oxygen; singlet oxygen-mediated programmed cell death. The transcript is spliced from 11 exons.